Molecule: messenger RNA, 1189 nt
Organism: Hyalella azteca
Lineage: Eukaryota; Metazoa; Arthropoda; Malacostraca; Amphipoda; Hyalellidae
Product: protein hunchback-like
Exons: 2
Coding region: 52-606 (184 amino acids)
Source: RefSeq, a predicted model, not a curated record
UUCCAGAGAAGAGGUUCUGAGAAGAAAGUGUGUAGAAUAAAGGCAAUUAAAAUGCCAAUUAAUCAUUCCCUUCUUCACUGCGCCUUCUGCCAAUAUUCCUCAGUGAGCAGCUUCCAGUUUAUGAAGCACUCAAUGGAACAUGACAAACCCACUCGAAUAGUCUGCCCCUUCUGCACCUCCUUCAAUAGGCCCUACACCAUCAAGCAUAAAUACAGAUUCAGGGAUCACUUGUUACUGCACUUGGAAGAGGACUUAGCCUGCACCCAUUGCCCCUACACUACCAAGAACAUGCCCUUCUUCCUGCAACACAUGCGUGCCCACUCUGCCAUGCACAAGUGCCAUUAUUGUCCGUUCACAACUCGGCACAGGGAGGAGUUUUACGAACACAAUCUACGACAUAUGGCAAAAAAUCGUGUCAAGACUGACCCAUGUUUGAAGUGUCCGGCAUGUUUAGAAACCAAUGCCAAUCAUGCGCAGACUGCUGUGCAUUUACAACUUCAUGUUGCAAAUAAAGAGUUUAGUUGUGCUCAGUGUGAGGGAAAAGUUAUGUUGAAUUCUAGAGGAUUCAGACGACAUAUGUUGGUUCACCAUCUCCUGUGCUAUUAGGUGGAAUGGACAUAGAUUACACUCAUAGAAUAUACAAGGAAUAUACAGAUACAUAUAAUCUGUAUAUACAGAUACAUACAUAGAAUAUGCAUAGAUACCUCUUAGGCCAACAGAUACUUCCCAUUGGUAGUUUUUUAACUGAAAUAGUUCACAAAUUCUUUUUCAGCUUGAAGAAAUUCAUGUCUUAUUUUUUGUGAUUGUUCAGACAGUGUCUACAAUUACAGAUGCACUUCUGAUAACUGCAUAUCUCACGUCUAAUUAUAUUAAUCUAAUUAAUGCCUUGGGUUUUAUUCCAUGACUCUCUUGUUAAGAAUGUACAACACCAAUGCUCAGUUGCAACAUAUUUGCAACUUCCUGCUAAUUAAUAACAACAAAUGGCAUUUUUUUAAGAAAUUAGUUAUUUGAACUCAAAGAUGGCAUCAGCCUUGCCAUUAUCCAAACUCUCACCCACAAAUAACUCAAAUUGCAUCAACAAUCCCUAACAUCACAUGUAUAUCACACCCAGAAUUCCUAAAUUCAAAUGUACAUAUAAUGUGAAAAGGAAAGCUAUCUCUUAUCUGUGUUUGUAAAGAUUUUUUGCCAU